AUGCCAUCGCAGGUGAACAUCGUCGUCCGCACGAGGCCCACGGACUUUGUCGCGGACUCCUUCCAGGUCGCGUCGACUAACACGCUCCGCUUCAUGCGGACCCCACCCACGUCAUCACCAACGGCAGAGGCAAUGGGGGCGGCGCACGCAAGGCCCGGUGCCAACACGGGAGGCGCAGAGGAGCCGCUGACAUUCACCGCUGACGCCGUGCUGCACAACACGUCGCAGGAGACAGUGUACAACAUGACCACCUCGGAUUUGGUGGAGGUGGCGCUGCAAGGCAUCAACUGCACACUCCUCUGCUACGGGCAGAGCGGAUCGGGCAAGUCGUACACGCUGUUCGGCGGUGACACCUUCCCCACGCGCGGCUGCGUCCCACGCGCCAUUCAGUCGCUCUUCGACUCGAUACGGAUGUCGUCAGAGCGCGAGACGAAGGUAAGCCUCACGUUCGUGGAGGUGUAUGGUGAGCAGGUCUACGAUCUGCUGGGGAAGGGACCGUCCGCUGCUGUUGCCCUCGCCGCCGCCGCGAAGGCCGAUGGCAGGAGCGGGAACGCCAACAAGGCGUGUGUCACGAUUGACAGCAAUGGCGCGGUAUUGCUGCGUGGUGUGGAGGAGCGGCGGUGCGCGACGGAGGCAGAGGCACUGACGACUCUCUUUGAGGGGCUGCAGCGGCGGCUGAGCGGCGCCAACGCGCUCAACCCACAAAGCUCGCGCUCACACGUCGUACUGACAUUCUAUCUGGAGAGCAAGAGCCUGCUCGACAGUGACGCGCUGACGCACCACUCACGGCUUAACUUCGUCGACCUGGCGGGAAGUGAGCGUCCGCACGCACACGCCGAUGAGGCGGCACAGCAGGAGAACAAAAUGAUCAACCGCUCACUCAUGAUGCUGGAGCAGGUGAUCCUCGCGCUCGCUGGCCACCGUCCCCGCCACGUGCCGUACCGCCAGAGCAAGCUCACGAUGCUGCUUAAGGACUCCAUCGGUGGCAACAGCAGGACGACGCUCAUAGCAAAUGUAUGGCCAGAGCAGCGGCACAUGGAUGCGUCCUUGGCGACGCUGAACUUCGCGAAGCGUAUGGUUCGUGUCGAAUCAAACCCCUCAGUGCACGCCACGAUGGACCCGCAGGCGCACAUUAAGAUGCUUCAGAAGCAAGUCUCCAGCCUGAAGUCGGAGCUGCGCAUGCAGGACCAACUUGCUGGCCGCGAGGCAAUCGCCACUGCACCGCUUGAAAGUGACGAGAUUCAGACCGCACGGGAGAGAGUGAUAGCCUUCGUCGAUGGAACUGCCGCGCAGGUACGUGUUACAUGUGUGCGGGAGAUGCACGCCUGCUUCCUCGCCUUCAGAACGAUCCUUGAGGAGCAGGACGCUCAAAUGAAGGAGAUGGAGCGGCUACUGGCGGCGACAUCGCGCCCCGGCAGCGCGUCCAGUACGAAGGGCUCAUCAAAGCGUAAGUGCAGCUCGAGGCACCAGGCCGCGUCGGAACCGAGGGAGCAGGUUAGGUUCAUCAGCAGCGUUCCUGACGCGAACACUGGCGUCGGCGUGGGCACGACCGAGAAGCCAAGCCCUGGGCUCCGAGAGAUGUUUCAGCAGCAGCAACAGCAGUCACGCGGUACCGCCAACAGCCUCGGGUACGCCCCAAACGGUGCGGGGGUGGGGAAGGGAGCUAACGAAUACGCCUCCGCUCUUGCAUCACCAGCUGAAGCAUCAGCAACGUCAGGAAAGCCACCACCACCACCAGUUCCGGCGCUGACAAUGAUACCAGAGGAAGACCCGUCCAAGACGCGGUCCCGCUUGCGGCGCCCGUCCUCAUGUCCGGUGGAGGACAAGCAUGAAGCCAUCUUGCCACCUACCGAUCGUUUUGUUGCUACAAUGGCGUUGACGUCGUUAAAUGCACCGGGACGACAGGAAGGUGUCGUUCGCGACCGGCGCGCGGCGUUCGAGGCAUAUAAACGAACGCCCACGGGUAACUGUCAGAUGGUGGCCAUUAAUAAUGCACAAAAGCUUCUUUCCGAAAAGAAUGAUACCGUAAUACAGCUGCAGAGGCGAUUGAAAGAGAUUAACGCAGAUAUUGAGGCAUGUAAGAGGUCGGAAGGGCCCACCGCGACGCUGGAGGAGCGUGUGGCGGCGCGUUGCACGCCGAUUGAGAUGCAUCGAUCUUCAGUGGUAUUCUCUGAGAGUUAUGCCAGCUUUAAUGAGAACAAUAUGACAUCAGGCGAAGGCUCGCCGACAAUUCACGCCGGGGAUCUAUCCAGCAUGACAGUCCCAGACAAGAAGGCAUUGCUGCACCACACGAAGUCUGCCGUGACGAGGGCCAUAACGGAGCGGGGCAUCUGCGCCAAGCAGCUCAACCGCCACCGCGAGGCGUUAAUGAGCAAUUUCCAGUACUGGUACCACUCCAACCUGCAGCCGUCGCUGGCGCCGCAGGGGGAGAAGGUGGUAACGCCUGCUGCUGCUGCUGCUGCUGCUGCUGCUGCCGCGGACGGAAAAGUGUUGCCUACGCUGAGGGCCGCCGGGCUCCAUUCACCCGGUCAUCCACGGGUAAAAAUAGCGGCGGAGGGAGACACACGCUUCAUGGACGGCGGAGAGCGAUUCGAGGCAUCGGAGAUGCAGCGUUUGCUUCAGAAGGACCCAGAGGGCGUGACAUUCUACGCGGCGCAGAGGCUUGUGCGUAGUGGACUUGCUUUGCAUGAGUGA
Trypanosoma grayi is the source of this 2694-nucleotide messenger RNA. RefSeq names its product putative C-terminal motor kinesin. The record is from RefSeq and is a predicted model, not a curated record. Gene Ontology annotation, molecular function: ATP binding; microtubule binding; microtubule motor activity. The transcript has a single exon. Bases 1 to 2694 code for a protein of 897 amino acids. Gene Ontology annotation, biological process: mitotic spindle organization; microtubule-based movement. Lineage: Eukaryota; Euglenozoa; Kinetoplastea; Trypanosomatida; Trypanosomatidae.